Protopolystoma xenopodis is the source of this 220-nucleotide messenger RNA. Lineage: Eukaryota; Metazoa; Platyhelminthes; Monogenea; Polystomatidea; Polystomatidae. The record is from the annotation of a GenBank genome assembly.
UUCCAGGAUUCUCAUCCUCCGUCACUAUCGAACUCACGGCAAUCAGGCAGAUGCCACAUAUAACCAUCCCGGCACCAGCGCUCAGCCAUCGUCCACACCGUUGCGCCAGAGGUCCGAAGAUGUUUGUGCCGAUCAGGUAGGAGAUGGAACAGGGCAAAAAUGCCACUCCCUGCUCCCAGCCUUGGGCGUUCAUCUUCUCUCGCAUCCACAACGGCAUUGA